GGGAAUUGCGGAUCCCAACCGAUCCCAGCUGGGAAUUCCAUGGGACCUGCUCCUCUCCCCGCCGGGAUCUCCCCCAUCCCGUAAAUCCGCUUUCCCCGGAUCAGACCAUCCCUCCCCUUAUGGAAUUCCAGCCGGGAAAAGCCGGAUUCCUCUCCCUCCUGCUGGUGGCCGCCCUGAGCCGCCAAUCCCUGGAGAAAUCCCUUCCGUUGGCCGAGCGGGAGCAGGAGGUCCCGGAAAGCCCGGGGUUGAUCCGCUGCGGGGAAUACAGCAACCAGGUCCUUCCCAACGGGCGCUGCCGGAUCGUGGCCACGCUGCCGCAGGGCGACGAGCGGCGCUGCCCGGACCUGUUCCGCUGCACCGACGAGGUCUCCUUCUGGCUCCACGAGAACGAGGAGCGCAAGCAGCAGAUCCUGGAGCUGCGGGAGCUGAUCUCCGAGCUCCAGGAGGAGCUGAGGAACCACCGGCACCGCAUCAAAGCCCUGGAGAGCCAGGAGGAGGAGGAGGCGGCUCAGAACCAGAGCCUUCUCCAGAGGGUGCAGGAGCUGGAGCAGCAUUCCCGGGAAUCCAGCACGCUCCAGCACAUCCAGGCCACGCUGCUCUACGACAUCCAGGCCCAGAUCAACAACAUCUCCGCCCUGGCCGACUGGGCCUGGAGGAAUCCCAGCUGCCUCCAUCCCGCCGAGAUCCGCCUCCAGGAGGAUCCGCGGAAUCCAGAAAUGAAACACAGCCGGAAUUGUCCCAUCGACUGCGCUUCCGUCUAUUCCAACGGGCUCCGGAGAUCCGGGAUUUACAGCAUCCUGCCCUCGGUCCGCGGGGUUCCCAUCGAGGUCCUCUGCGAGAUGGACACCGAAGGAGGGGGCUGGACCGUCAUCCAGAGGCGCCAGGACGGAUCCGUGGAUUUCAACCGGACCUGGAAUGAGUACAAGGAAGGAUUCGGGGAUCUCCACGGGGAAUUCUGGCUGGGCAAUGACAACAUCCACAGGAUGACGAGCCAAGGGGAUUAUUCCCUACGGAUCGACCUGGAAGACUGGAAUAACAAACACAAACACGCCUUCUACCAGGUCUUCAGCAUCGAGGAUGAGGAGAACCUGUACCGGCUGCACGUGGACGGCUUCAGCGGCACGGUGGAGGAUUCCUUCGCCUGGUACCACGACAAGCGGAGCUUCAGCACUCCGGAUUCCGGGAAUAUCUGUGCCGAGAUCUCCCACGGGGGCUGGUGGUACCACCAGUGCUUCUUCUCCAACCUCAACGGGGUUUACUACAAGGGCGGCCGGUAUUCCAUCAAAAACCGGCGGAUGCUGGGCCCGGAUGGGAUCGUGUGGUAUUCCUGGAAGGACACGGACUAUUAUUCCCUACGGAAGGUGGUCAUGAUGAUCCGGCCGCGCUCGUUCCGGCCCCGCCUCUCCCCGUGAUCCCGGGAUAUUCUCAUCCCGCGUCCCCUGCGGAACGUUGGGAACGGAGCGCCGGGAAAGGGGUUCUGGAGGGAUUUGGUGGGAAUAGAUCCAGCCGGGAUCCAACGAUCCCAGUCCUCCCAUCUGGGAGAUCUCCCGGGAAUGUGGAGGCGAUUCCUGGGAAGAGCGUUCCCAAGACUAAAUCCGGUUAUUGGGAUGUUGGGAAUCACCUCCGAGCCGAUCCAUGCGGAAUUCCGCCGCCUCCAAGCCGAUGGAAUUUCCCAUGGGAAGCAACGGCAGCGAUCCUGGGGGAGUUUUUCCACGUGGGAUUCGAUGGAGCGCUGCUUUUAUUCCCGAGGAUUUGCGUCCCGCUUCCGAAGAUCCCGAAGAUCCGCGACGGCGGGAUCGGCUCUGGGAGGAGCCGCGAGAUCCCAGGCGCGUUCCCGGGGAUGGAAUCCAGGGAAAAUGAGGACGGACGGUGCUCCACACCUGAACAUCAAACUCUAGGAAUAAAAAUAUUCCAAAGGAAAAGAUU
Messenger RNA from Poecile atricapillus (Black-capped chickadee), 1926 nucleotides. RefSeq names its product angiopoietin-related protein 7-like. The record is from RefSeq and is a predicted model, not a curated record. NCBI's taxonomy places the organism in Eukaryota, Metazoa, Chordata, Aves, Passeriformes, Paridae.